Molecule: messenger RNA, 3585 nt
Organism: Colius striatus (speckled mousebird)
Lineage: Eukaryota; Metazoa; Chordata; Aves; Coliiformes; Coliidae
Gene: STAT2
Product: signal transducer and activator of transcription 2
Exons: 23
Coding region: 296-3532 (1078 amino acids)
Biological process (GO): type I interferon-mediated signaling pathway; cell surface receptor signaling pathway via JAK-STAT; regulation of cell population proliferation
Molecular function (GO): RNA polymerase II cis-regulatory region sequence-specific DNA binding; DNA-binding transcription factor activity, RNA polymerase II-specific
Source: RefSeq, a predicted model, not a curated record
GGGAAGGGGGCAGGUGUGUGUUUGCCCCCGGCUCAGCACGUCGGGGACGGCUCGGCCCUGGGUGGGCAACCUCAGCCGCUGCUCACCCGUUCCUCCUGCCCCAGCGAGGGGCUGCCGACCUGCUGCUGCCCUGGCCGGGCCUGAGCCCCAGCAGAGGCACCCACGGGACCACCCACGGGACCACCCACGGGACCACCUGAGGCUGAGCCAGAGCAGAACCCACGAGACCACCUGAGCCAGCCCAGAGGCACCCACAGGGCAGGUACAUGGGGUGCUCAGCACGACAUGUGGGGUCAUGCCAUGGCCCCCCCGGGGCAUGGCACAGUGGCAGGAGGUGCAGAAUUUGGCCAACACCUACCUGGAGCAGGUCCACCAGCUGUACACAGAGGCCACGCUGCCCAUGGAGGUGCGGCAGUGCCUCGCUGCCUGGAUCGAGGACCAGAACUGGUACCAGGCAGCUGAGCCACUCUCAUCCCACGCCCGGAUGCUCUUCCACUCCUUGCUGGCGCUGCUGGGCGAGCGCCUGGGCAGCCCAGGGCUGGGGGAUGAGGAUUUCAUGCUGAAGCACAACCUGCGCAAAGCCUGUCGGGACCUGCAGGCCCAGUUUGAGGAGUGCCCGGAGAAGUUUGCCAACGUGGUGGCCAACCUGCUGCAGGAGGAGCGGCGGAUCCUGCGCCUGGGGCAAGCGGGGGGGCAGCAGGGGGAGGCGGCUCCAGUGCCCAGCACACCUCAGGAGAACGACAGGCAGCAGCAGAUCCAGCGGCGCUUGGCUGAGUUCCACGCGGCCCUGCAGGAGGCUGAACGUGCCUUCAGGCACCUCGAGGACUCACAGGAUGCCUUUGACUUCUGCUUCAAGGUGCACUACCUGCCAGGCAGGGACAAGAACAGUGACCCCCAGUACGCCCAGCAAGUCCAAGCCCUCGAGGACAAGCUGAUGAUCCUGGACCGGCAGCGGCGGGAGGUGCUGGCUCAGAUGCAGCAGCUGCUGGGGCGCAGCGAGACGCUGCGGGAUUUCCUGCAGGAGGAGCUGGGGGCCUGGAGGGAGCGGCAGCAGCGCUCCUGCCUCGGGGCACCCGCCGACACCCGCCUGCGCGCCCUGGAGACGUGGUUCACAGAGCUGGGCCAGGGCCUCUUCCAGCUACUGAAGCUGCUGCGGGCUCUGGGGGACCUGAAGCAGAAGGUGACCUACGAGAGGGACCCUCUGAAGGCAGAGCCCCCGCUGCUGGAGCGGCGCCUGCGGGAGCUGCUCACCUACCUGCUGCAGCUAGCCUUUGUGGUGGAGCAGCAGCCCAGCAUGCCCAACGCCUGCAAGCGCCCGCUGGUGCUGCGCACCGCCAGCAAGUUCUCGGCCCGCGCCCGUCUCCUCGUGCGCCUCCAGGACCGAAACCACCGCAUGGAGGCCAAAAUCCACAUGGACAGGGAUCCCCCCAAGAUAAAAGGGUUUCGCAAGUUCAACAUCCUGACAUCGAGCAGCAAAACGCUCCUGGCAGGGGACAGUCCCCAGGAUGGGCUGGUCUGUGACUUCCAGUACCUGACUCUGAAGGAGCAGAAGGACAGCAGGUCUGGCAAGGGCAGCAAAGGUGUUGGCGAGGGUUCCUUGGUUGUGACAGAGGAGCUGCACCUCAUCACCUUCACGCUGGCCUAUGCCUACUGUGGGCUGGAGCUGGAGCUGGAGACCACCACGCUGCCCUUUGUCAUCAUCUCCAACAACAACCAGCUCCCCAGUGCCUGGGCCUCCAUCCUCUGGGUCAACAUGCUCAGCAGUGACCCCAGGCAGGAGCAGCAGUUCUUCUCCUCUCCCCCACCAGCACCUUGGCCCCGCCUGGCUGAGGUGCUGAGCUGGCAGUUUGAGAGUGUGGCAGAGCAGGGCCUGAGCAGGGACCAUCUCCUCAUGCUGGCUGAGAAGCUCUUUGGCUCGAAGCCAUCCCCAGAUUGCACCCUGACCUGGCCCAAGUUCUCCAAGGACGGUGCCUCCGGCUUCUCCUUCUGGGCCUGGCUGGAUGGGAUCCUGGGGCUGCUCCAGGAGCACCUCAAACAGCUCUGGAAGGAUGGACUCAUCCUGGGCUUUGUGAGCCGCAAGCAAGAGAAGAAGCUGCUGAAGGGGAAGCGGACGGGGACGUUCCUGAUCCGGUUCAGCGAGAGCGUGCUGGGGGGAGUCACCUGCACCUGGGUGGAGCAUCCCAAGAGUGGGCCCGCUGCGUUCCGGGCUGUGGUUCCCUACACUGGAGCUGAGCUGGCGUCGCUGGCUCUGCCUGACAUCAUCCGGGACUAUCAGCUGCUGGUGGAGGAGAACAUCCCUGAGAACCCGCUGCAGUUCCUCUACCCCGACACGCCCCGGGACGAGGCCUUUGGGCCCUACUACAGCCAGCGGCAGGAGGGAAACCUGAUGGAGCAGAAGAAAUAUCUGAACAGGCGCCUGAUCCGUGUGUCCUCCAGACAGGCAAAUGAGUCGUGGCAGACAGAAGAGGAGCUGGUGGCAGCCACUGAAGACCUGGAGACCUUGCACCUGCAGCCUGGGGGCCUGGGGGCUCAGCAGCCCAGAGGCCUGGUGCCACUGCAGCCUGGGGGCUCAAGGGUGCUGCAGGACACCCCUGAGACCCUGGGACCACUGCAGGUGAUGGCCACGAGCCCACAGCCCCUGCAGGUGAUAUCUACCAGCCCACAGCCCCUGCAGGUGAUGGCCACAAGCCUGGGGCCACUGCAGCCUGGGGGCUCAGGGCCACUGCAGCCAGGGCUGCCAGGGCCAGAGCCACCUCAGCCCCUGCAAGUGAUGGCCACGAGCCCACAGCCCCUGCAGGUGAUGGCCACAAGCCUGGGGCCACUGCAUCCUGGGAGCUCAGGACCACUGCAGCCAGGGCUGCCAGGGUCAGAGCCACCUCAGCCACUGCAGGUGGCCUCAGGGGUGUCAGAGAUGCUGCAGCCAGGGACUGAGGACCUGAAGCCCCAGCUGCUGCUGCAGCUGGUCCCACAGUUGCUCCCCAAGGGCCAGGGGCCACUGCAGCUGGGACCAGGGGCUGGGGAGGUGCUGCCUGGGGAGCUGAGGGUGCUGCAGCAGGGGGAACCUGAGGACCAGGGGGCUGUGGGACAUGGGGCUGUGGAGCCACAGCUGGUCCCCAGUGGCCAGGGGCCACUGCAGAUGGGACAUGGGGGCUUGGGGCCACAGCAGCCGCUGGCCAGGGCCGUGGGGAUGGUGCAGCCAGGGCUGGGGGCUGCAGAGCUGCUGCCCCAGGAGCUGGGGAUGUUGCCACCGGAGCUGAGCGACCUGGAGCUGCUGCCUGGCAGCGUGGACGUGCAGCAGGUCCUGCAGUCACUGGAGGAGCUGGAGCCAGGCCUGGAGACCAUGGAGGCACCAGAGCUGAUGCCAGACCUACUGGAGCCUUUGGCUGGGAGGCUGGAGGGCAGCACCGUGCUCCUGGACCCCCACGACCCCUUCCUGCCCCAGCCUGAGGACACAGCCCUGGCCCCUGUCAACUCCCUCUUUGCCACAGCCGACUUCCCACCUCUGCACAUCGAUGCCUCUGACUUCCAGUGACUCCUCCCUUGGCCUCCCUGUAAAUAAAACCUCUUCUUUGCCCUCCCCCUCCA